Messenger RNA from Mercenaria mercenaria, 2184 nucleotides. RefSeq names its product glucokinase regulatory protein-like. The transcript is spliced from 20 exons. The record is from RefSeq and is a predicted model, not a curated record. Gene Ontology annotation, cellular component: cytosol; mitochondrion; nucleoplasm. The coding region runs from base 74 to 1795 and encodes 573 amino acids. Gene Ontology annotation, biological process: glucose homeostasis; carbohydrate derivative metabolic process; negative regulation of glucokinase activity. Gene Ontology annotation, molecular function: carbohydrate binding; enzyme inhibitor activity; enzyme binding. Lineage: Eukaryota; Metazoa; Mollusca; Bivalvia; Venerida; Veneridae.
UCUGUACAACGAUGGUAAAUUUUGUCAUACUGUCUUUCUACAUUUAAAAGGUGUAUUCAUACAUGAGUUCAAAAUGUCUACUCCAAUCACAGAAGCUAGUAACAGAAUUACAGAAGAAAUAGACAUCUCCUCGCCACUAGAAAUUGUAUCUUUGUUGGAGAAAUGUGAUCAAGAAAUCUUUAAUGGCUAUGAGGACUACAAGUCUAUGUUCAGUGAAGAAAUCAUCAAAAGGAUUGACGAUGUUUCCGGUCACGUCAUUGAGAUGUUGCAGGAAGACGGAGGAGGUAUAGUGGUGUUCAGCGGAUGUGGAACGUCAGGUCGGCUCGGCUUCAUGGUUGCUAGGACGUUCAAUGAACUGCAGCGUAGACAGAAACGUCCGGAAAUAUUCCGGUAUCUGAUUGCUGGUGGCGACAAAGCUUUAUUCACGUCACAAGAAGCUCCAGAAGACGACCCUCAAGCCGGUAUUGAGGCACUGAAAAAGGUAUCUGAGGGCAAGACACGAGUUUUGUAUAUAGGUAUAACGUGUGGCUUAUCAGCACCUUAUGUUGCCGGACAGCUGGAGUAUUGCAUGGACAACCCCAAGUUUGUUCCCGUCCUCCUAGGCUUUAAUCCAGAAAAUUUAGCUAGAAAUACAGCCAUAGAAAACUGGGAUAAAACAUUUUUACAGGUUAUUAAUCGGUUGAAAAUUUUUCCAAGCAAGAGCCGCUCGGGGUAUAUCAUUAACCCAGUUGUUGGGCCAGACCCUAUAACAGGAUCGAGCAGGAUGAAAUGUGGAACAGCCACGAAAAUACUAUUAGAAACAAUAUGUUUGACAGGGCUUUGUGACAUGUAUUACCCUGAAGAGAAUCUCCAACCUUCAGAUCUGAUGCGAUGUUACAACAUUGUUAACAAAGCCGUGUAUAAGGUCAAACAAGAUCUCAGUCGUAUCGUGGAAUCUGCUGGACAGAGUCUUCGUGCAGGAGGCAAAAUUUACUACAUGGGUAGUGACAGUCUUGCUUUAAUGGGACUAAUUGAUGCCUCUGAAUGUCCCCCAACAUAUGGCGCAACUUUGGACGAUAUUCGUGGUUUUGUUGAUAACGGCUAUAAAACUUUGCAAAACAUAGAAGGAGACCUGUCAAAAUUGGGGAAACAUUUUAGAAUCUCGAACGACAAUUUCUGCACUGACAUCUCCUUAAUGGACCGUGAUAUUCUGAUAGUUAUUAACUCAGAAGUACCAAGUGUAAUAUCAGCAGAAUGUACCAAAAAAGGAUGUCGGAAGAUACUGCUAACAUUUGGGAAGGCGAAAUCAAAGGGGUUUCUCCACUCUCUUCAUAUUGAUGUUCCUACGGUUGAGCUAGACGAAUUGAUUGGUUCUGACACAAGAACGACAGCCAAUCAAAUGUUCCGAGAGAUUGCUGUGAAAUGUUGUUUAAAUGCCAUCAGCACAGGAGCGCAUAUAAUGAAAGGAAAAAUCUACAAGAACUUUAUGAUUGAUGUUAAAGUAAGCAAUAACAAGCUUUUUCAUCGAGCUGUCGGAAUUCUGGAAAGACUUGGCCAUUUGUCAAAAGUGAAGGCCACCGAAUAUUUGUUAAGAUCUAUUUACGACACGGAUGAAGUGUCAGAAAACAUAACUUCCAGACCAAUAACCCAACAUAUUAUCACUGCGACUGAUAAAGAAAAGGUUGUUCCUGUUGCUCUUGUUGCCGCGGUAACAGACACGACUAUCAGUGACGCUAAGUUAGCAUUGUCAAAACAAUCGGUUAUCAGAACAGCAAUUGCACAUGCUUUGAAAGACGUCAGCCAGGAUUUAGCCUGAAAGAAUUUCCGUACCCUGAAACCAUUCCAUUAAACAGGAAAUAUUAUUUGAAUUUAGAUUGCCAUGAGUUGUAAAGCAUUGAAAAGGCCAUGACAAGGGAAGAAGUGACUUUACCUUAAAAUAUAUACAUAUACACUGGUACAGAUACUGAGAUAUUGAUUAAAUAAAGCAUGUUUAUCAAAAUUAUCAUUUUUACCACAUUCUUAGCAACUAUUCUACUUUAUUUUUAUAUGGACAAUAGUUUUAUUAUAUGACCCGCCCUAUUGAAAGGAAAAUAAGGCUUUGUGGCUCUAUCAUUGAACCUUCUUUUAUUGAUCUUUGAAUAAAGAGCAAAGUGGCAUUCUUAAGAUAGUCUCUCUAAAAAAGAGAAAUAAACCAUAUAUAACGGA